Molecule: messenger RNA, 2151 nt
Organism: Ambispora gerdemannii
Lineage: Eukaryota; Fungi; Glomeromycota; Glomeromycetes; Archaeosporales; Ambisporaceae
Source: the annotation of a GenBank genome assembly
AUGAGUCACGCGCAGAAACCAUCAAUAGGCGGAGAAUCAAGUACCAGCAGUGAAGAUGUCUACUUUGAAGCGAUAGCAGAUGAAGAUAAUAUAACUCCUCGUAGAACACGUGAACAAUUAACCCAUCAACAUAGUUCAUCAUUUGAUUCGAUGGGCUCAUCGCGUUUCGAGUCUGUUUAUAUGACACCUCGAGACUCGAAUUGUAAUUCCAGGUACAUAAAUGCGAAUGAAAUUUUGGGUAUAGAUAAUGGAAUCAUGGACAAAUAUCGAAAACAGGCAUCUACCGCUGGUGUUGGCAGUAGUAAUAGUAGUAAUAAUAAUGGCAGUGUAGGUGGCGAUGAUAUAGGUGCUGGAGUUGGAGGAAACGAUUUUGAUGUGGUGAAAGCUGCGGAAGAAGCAUUUAAUAAUAUGAGAUUGGAGUUUAAAUCUGAUCAAUGGUUUAGCACUUCUAAUGACUUGACUAAUGACACAAUAGUGCAAUUAGAACUUCAACCAAGGGAACAAUUAAAAAUGCAACAUCAGCAAUUACAUAAUCGUCGUUAUUCCAAUCAGCAACAAAACAUCCCAAAAAAACAAGAAUUGCAACAAAAACAAGAUCUGCCUUCAUCUAGUAAUAAGAACAUUAAUAAAAAAACCUCAAAAAGAUCAUCGAAAUUAUCACAUCAAGUUAUAAUAGGAAAGCAUGAAAAUGACGUGCUUGAAUUGAAUUUAUCUACAUCUCAGUUGAAUACUUGUGAUAAAGUCUUUUUAUUUAUUGGCACAUCAAUUGUUUUCUUCCUUGCUGUGCUCGAUAUAAAUGUGGUUGCUAUGCAAGUACCAAUAAUAGUCGGUGAAUUUCAUUCGGCUCAGGAUAUCACUUGGCUUGUCACUUCUUAUAAUUUGGGAAGCGAUGUUUUGCCGGUGACUCGUCAACGAUUAUUAUUCAAUACACUACUAAAUGGCGUAUUUUCAAUUGCAAUGGUAUCGGGUCCUCUUAUUGGUGGUCUUUUUGCGGAUAGGUUAUCGUGGCGUUGGACAUUUUAUAUGAAUGCUCCAUUACGAUCUUCAACAUCAAUAACAUCAACAACCACCGAUAAAUUAAAAUCUGUUGAUUGGAUAGGAUCGUUUUUAUUAUUCACGGGAAUUUUGCUAAUUCUUUUAGCAAUCGGAUUUUGCGGCACCAAAAAAUACUACGAGUGGAUAAGCGUACCAAUCAUAGGCCUAUUUAGUGUCGGAUUAUGUGUAAUAAUAGCAUUCGGGAUACAUGAGGCAAAAUUCGCCACUGAUCCUAUAAUUCCCACUAUAUUCUUAAAAGACUACGGACUACGAGCGAUAUUUGGCGCCUUUUUCUUCCUAGGCUGGGUGCAAAUAGUAAUCACCUACUACAUUCCGAUUUUCUAUCAAUAUGUCCGCGAGAAAUCGGCAAUUGACGCGGCGAUCGCGUUCCUGCCAUAUAUUGGCGGAGUGGUGGUGAUGUCGUGGCUGAGUGGUGUCACGGUGUCGAGAAGGCGCUUGUUUCGUUGGUUUAUUGUUUUGGGGUCGGUGUUUCUGAUUGUGGGCGUUGCUUUGCAAUCUACUUUUGAUUUGUCGACUGAUAUUGUAAGAGAUAUCGUUGGAUUGUCAUUGGCUGGAAUGGGUGUUGGUGUUUUGUUCAUGACAUUACCAGUAGCGUGUCAAGCUGCUGCUCUAUCAUUAGAGAGAAGAGAACAAUAUAAAAAAGAAAAUAUUAGCGAUGAAGAUGAUAAUGACCGUGUGGAAUCACAACGAAAUCUUGGAAUAUUAACACAACCACAAUCCACCCAACUUGCCACCAUCACAAAAAACAAUAACAGUGUCAACAAUAACUCAUUAGAUUCUUCGGAAAUGAUAAUCACAACUCUCGGAAACUUUUUCAAAAGCGCCGGUCUCGUAUUCGGAAUGUCGAUAUCUGGAGCAUUGUUCAACAAUAUAAUGUCUUCAGAGAUAUCAGCACUCAAUGACGAACAACAACUAAUAGUAUUCAAUGGUGUGAACACUGCGUUGAUCAAACCUACUUCUAUAUUUACCAAAUUUCCUCCUGAGUUACAAUUGUUUGUUCGUAAUGCGGUGCAAGAUGGCGUUUCCCGGAAUUUCACUGUUUCUUUUGUUAUGGCUGCUGUUGGAUUGGUGUUUGCGUUGUUUAUUAGGCAUUAA